This is a messenger RNA of Cephus cinctus (wheat stem sawfly), 2744 nucleotides long. RefSeq lists its product as uncharacterized. The transcript has 5 exons. The record is from RefSeq and is a predicted model, not a curated record. NCBI's taxonomy places the organism in Eukaryota, Metazoa, Arthropoda, Insecta, Hymenoptera, Cephidae. The coding region runs from base 296 to 2569 and encodes 757 amino acids.
AGAGACACCAACCUUCAAGCAGUCCGUUUACGAGCAUCAAUGUCAGAGCUACAGAACAAUCAUAUGAGCAAUAUCACAAGAACAAUUUAAAGUAAGAGAGAAUAUUCCUUCAAAUUACAAAAAUGUGAGUGAGAAUUUCUACUAAAAGAUACAUACAUACCGGAUCUGGUUGAAAUCCAUGUAUCAAUGAUUAAGUGCAAGCAAAUUUCACGUGUAAAAUCGUUAUUAUAAAAGAUAAAAUUAACGCUUAAAUUUGGAGGUACAGCACUAAUUUCGAAAAAUUAUCAAAACCAUCAUGGCAAGACGAAAAAGUGGCAAAAGGACACGUCGCAAGAAUAAUAUGCAAGAAGUAUUCCAUCAAUCGUCCAAAGACAAAGCCUGCUUAAUACUCAAUAAUUCAGAUAUAACCGAAUCAGAUGCAGAUCCCAACUCUACCCUGGAAACGUCAUCAGACACGUGUGACGUACACAAUCGAUCGCCAGAAUCUGUGCUAUGCGAACCGUCACAAGGUGAUCCUCUUCGUUUAAAAGAUUUAAGUCCGAAGAUUGCUGCAAGAAUUCCUAAGAUAAGGCUUAAUCUGGACUUACCUGAAAAUGAAGAUGAAGAGGAGGCAUCUGCGACUGGAACAUGCACAGCGAUGCGGAGUACCGAAUCGCAAGGCGUAUUAUCAAAAUUCGAACAGGAGAAAAAUGAUAUAGCUAUAGAAUGUUGCGAUAACAAUUUAUUGGAAAAAACAAUAUCCGUCAGUAAAAUUAUCAAGAAUGAAUUGGACACAAACUCUGAUAGCUGGGGUACAAAAUAUUUUGAUAAUGGAAACAGCAUGAGAUUUGCUGGUAGUAAUGAUGACUCGAUAGUUUCCUAUAGUAAAUGUUAUGUGCGAUCCAAUAAUAAAUUAAAUGCCUUGUAUUUUAACAAUUUGCAUUCCCGAUCGCAAUCAUCGGAUCGUAUGCAAGCAUAUGGGGCAGGCUCUGCCAGUAGUAUACCAUGCACGUUUAGGAGUGACCAACAUUUUUUAGGAUCAAGUAAAACCCUUGAUAAUGACGAGAUAUGGUUUAAAACUAAGAAUGACUUUGCAAGAAUGAAUGAUGCACAACUAUUGGAGACGUGUUCGGAUCCAGGAACAUCCAAUUCUACAAAUCAUCGUGACAGAUCUUUGAAAUAUUCAAGGGUCUUUAAUAAAUUUGACAAGAUGCAAUCAUCGCAGGAUGCGAACAAUGAUUGCUCAAAUUAUUUUAUGCAUAUUGAAGACGAGUCGAACGGAUGUUGCUCUCGGAGUAGCUCCCCACCUGCCAAAAGGUGUCGUACCUCUCUCAAAUACGACCCACCCAAUAAAUCUUAUAUACCGUUUACACCUACAUUGGACUUGCCAAAAGCACCAGUUGAUUUGAUGCAGAGUAAUGAAAAAUAUAAUGGAAAUAAAGACAUUUAUUACAGCAUGCCGGAUUCUAUUACGUCUCUAGAAUUACCUACAGUAUCUGAUUCAGACUGUAAAACUUUAGAGGUAAGAAAAUUUCUUUUCUAUUACAAAUCAUUGUUUCUUAAUACAAUUCUUGUUUUUCUUGUAAAAAUUUUACAGGCGGAAUCGCAACUAUCGAAUAAUCCACAGCAUCAGUUAGACUGUAUUCAAUGUUUAUCUACUGUGCAUACAUCGGCAAGAAAAUUAAAGAAUCUAAAAGCGCCCUUUUCGCGUAUAAGUGAAUUCUGUGUGUGGCUCGCUAAGGAAAUUAUACAAUUAGUCAGAAAAAGUUGUUCUACAAUUCGUAAAGCCAUUUUGUCAGUCACUGUAAGGACUCUUAGUCAAGACACCAUGACCAAUGAAAUGGCCCAAAUUAUUGCUACCAUACGGUGUGAGAAUGAACAUAUAGUAUCAGUAUUGUCUGAAAAAGUAAAUAACAUUUCAGAAGAACUACUUCAGGUUCGAGUGAGAAGCGAAGCGGCAUUAGCAGCCUUGACAACCGAAGUCAGCGGAAUGCGCGAGGCUAGUAAUCAACUGGUCCAAAACAAUAGCCUUUUAACAAACGAAUUGAAAUCUUUGCACGAGGUCUUGGACGGUGUAAAGUCAAAGUCUGCCCCAGCAUCUUCUGCAACGCCUCCACCACCUCCUCCACCUCCACCACCACCACCACCUCCGCCACAGGAAUCCCAACAAAUCACACCAACAACACCAAACAGCAGUAGAACCAUUAGAACACCGACGAGAAAGUGUUCCACACCUUUGUUGAAUAGGCCUCCCAUAACAGUGGAGGAUUUGUUGAAAGUCACUUUAAGGAAGGCACCGCAAAGCGCCAAGGCAAAUCGUUGGAACACUGUACCUGCUCCUAAGGGUCCUGUAGUAUCCUUGGACAUGCUACGUAGUGUGAAAUUAAAGUCCGCCAGGCGCAGGACAAAUGAUCAAAAUGUAAGAUCACCGCGAAGUGCGCGAUCCCUUAAGAAUCGCACAGCUCCUAGUUUCAGUCUUUCUCCGAUAAUGGCAGGGGCAGAAGGCUCCCUGGGAAGGAUCCUGAGGCAGGUCGACGUGAACACGAGGCGUGGUUCAAAAAGAUCUCUAUCGAACUCAACGAAUGGUUAAGUGUAUUAUAUUAUUUAACCUUUUUUAUAUGCAUAUAUAUAUAUAUAUCAGCUACCCCCAAGUGGACUGAAUACAUCAGGAGUUCCGGAAAAACCUGUUAAAAAUACUUUUCACACACUAUAUGUAUAACGUUGAAAAGUAUUUUUAGGAUUCCAAUGACGAGAUGAGCUUUGAU